This is a messenger RNA of Asterias rubens (European starfish), 1818 nucleotides long. RefSeq names its product programmed cell death protein 6-like. The record is from RefSeq and is a predicted model, not a curated record. The coding region runs from base 64 to 1011 and encodes 315 amino acids. Gene Ontology annotation, molecular function: calcium ion binding. Gene Ontology annotation, biological process: COPII vesicle coat assembly. The transcript has 5 exons. Lineage: Eukaryota; Metazoa; Echinodermata; Asteroidea; Forcipulatida; Asteriidae.
CUGAAGCUUGGGUAUACUUACGCCCACAGGCCUCAGUUCCUGACACAACUUUAAACGAGCAACAUGUCAUACAGGCCACCCGCACCCGGUUAUGGUGCCCCUCCCCCGGGCCAACAAGCAUAUGGUGCCCCACCUCCGGGCCAACAAGCUUACGGUGCCCCACCGCCGGGCCAACAAGCUUACGGUGCCCCUCCCCAAGGCCAACAACAAGCUUACGGCGCCCCUCAAGGUGCACAGCCCAGAUACGGAGCCCCGCCCCAGCAAGCUUAUGGAGCCCCACCCCCAGCAGGACAGCCCGGCUAUGGGGCUCCAGGCGCCCAACCAGGCUACGGGCAGCAGCCACAAAGAUAUGGUGCACCCGCUACUGCGCAACCCGGGUAUGGGGCGCAACCGGGAUACCGUGCCCCUGCUCCAGCCAGUCAGCCCGGAUAUGGGGCUCCUCAACAAGGGGGUUAUGGUCAGCAAGCCUAUGGUGCACCACCUGGUGGCGCUCCACCAGGUAUUGACCCGACAGUCUACCAGUGGUUCCAGUCAGUGGACAAUGACAAGUCCGGCAGUAUCACGUCCAAUGAGCUUCAGCAAGCUCUGAUGAAUGGCAACUGGUCGCACUUCAAUGGAGAGACGUGUCGAUUAAUGAUAGGAUUGUUUGACAAAAACAAUGAUGGAACAAUCAAUAUACAAGAGUUUGGUGCCUUGUGGGCGUACAUUCAGCAAUGGAGGGGUGUGUUUGACCGCUACGACCGGGAUAAAUCUGGAAAUAUUGAUGGAGGAGAGUUGUACACAGCCUUGAACGAGAUGGGAUUCCGCAUCAGUCAGAACUUCGUCCAGGUGCUCAUCUUGAAGUUUGACCGUCAGUCGAGGCGCUCCGUCAAGUUUGACGACUUCAUCCAGAUCUGCGUCUUGCUACGGUCACUCACCGAAGCCUUCAAGCAGAGAGACUCAAACCUCAACGGCAAGAUUACGAUCAACUACGAGGACUUCAUGUCGCUUGCUCUCGCUUAUAAACCUUGAUUUGAUGACUUUUUUGUUUCUCACUAACCACUUCAGACUUUCCUGGACUGGCGUACGCCCUCAAUCUUUAGCUACAUGUAGCAGCCGGACAUCUGACAAUAAUAUUCAUGUGGACAUGUCAUUGUGUAGCUUGUACAGGCUCCUACUUGCAGUGCUACGCUUUGUUUCAUGUGUAUAAAGAGGGACAGAAGCCACUGGCAAUCGUGCUCGUAAUCUCCCUUUGUCUGGGAGUGUGUAGUCCCCAAUUCCAGACCGUUAUCUUGUUGUACAGAUUUGGCAUUCUUGACUCUUAUAGGCUGCCAUCAUUUUUUAUCAUUGUAUUGGUUUUUUGGUAGAUAAGUCCGAGCGUAUCAAGUUUUCAGCAUCUUACGAGAAAUCUACAAAUAAUGGUGCUAGUGAUAAAAAGCUGUGUUAUUGCUCAGGUCAGGGUUUUUUCCUGUGACAAUGAUAUUUUCAAAGGAAUAUAAUUUCUCCAGAAGCUCCAAAAAGUUCUGAAAAUUAUAGCGUUGUUGGGCACAGACAAAUUUUCAUAAUACCAAAGUGAAGUGGUUAAUAACAUUAAUAAGGGAAUAAAUAAAUUAUGUGCUUGGCUGGUUUUAAACACUCUGUUUAAUACCGGUUGCAGUCUGGAUGCGAUAAUUACCCAACCGGAGGUAAUUGAGUAUUCACACCAACAUAAGAUGAGAGAUGCCUGACAAGGACGCAAGUGUCAUGAGCAGGCUGGAGUCAAACCCCUACUCUGAUUUCUCAGCCAUCAGGGCCCAAUUUCAUAGAGCUGCUAAGCACAAAAAUUUGCUUAGCAUGAAA